GAGCAUGCUUUCUCUAGGGCUGUUGUUGUGCUGAAUCUGUCGCUCUGACUUCCGACUACAGUGUGUGUGUUACUGGAGUGUGUGUGUGUGUGUGUGUGUGUUACUGUGUUGAGGAGAGAAGCGAGCUCAUCUCUGUGGUGCCACUUUAUCCUUUUUUUCCACGGCGUGCUUCAGAAAGCUUAUCUUUUCCGGAGCGGGAGGCAUUACACUGAUGUUUAUGUACAGUACAGAGCGGGCUGUUUUAUCUGAUAGUUGGACAAUCUAGUGCACUUCGCUGCAGAUGUUUAUUUCAGUGAACAAAAUUAUGAAGUGUCCGAAUGUCGGGACUUCACAGGGAAGGUUAGCAAACUAAACAAUUCAGCGUGUAGUUAAACUCCUGCUUGAGCGAAUGUACACUGAGAAUCACCCUUACACUGCUCCUGCAUUGCUUUCUGACGCGAUCAGCUGUUUAAAAGUAACUUAAUAAAUUGUCUUUUUUUUUUUUCCUGGAACAAAAACUGAAGCUCGCAAACAAACCAGUGCUGGUUAAAUGAGCUGCAUGUUUCUGGAUUUGUUUAUGCAUUUCCGUCCUUUGUGUACAUAAUGCAGUGUAUUUCUGAUGUUUUAUUUAUUUAUUUUUUUGAUGAUAACCUCGGCGUAAAUGGUGACGUGCACCUACAUUGUCAACAAUCCCUCAAGGGUUAAAGGGUUGCGCUUGGAGAAUAUUAUGGCGAAAGUGGGCGGGCGCUUCUGCUGGGGGCGGCGCUUCAGAGGUGCUGACGUACAUCGCGUCCGAAAAUCUCAUUGGUCGGAACAGAACUGGGCGUCCGCUUUCGCUCCACAAAACGAGCUUUACUACACGGAGGAGAAAUACUGAGGGACUGUAGAGAUCAAGAGCUGCUCUCAUUCACAUUACCAACAACGAUAUGUUUAUGUCAGCAGAUGUGUCUGAUGUGUCUGAUGGCUGAUGAUGCGGUGAUGAUAUGGCGAGCUCGCAGCACGAUAAAGUCGGCAUGGAUGUGGAUUUGAUGGAGGGAUGUUUUCUCAGUGGUCGAGGAUGCGAUGAGAGAGGGAAGAGUACUCGAUUUGGAAUUAUGCAUUACUGCACUGUUACUUCAGCUAGAGCAGUGUUAUAACAGUGUUAUAGCAGUGUUAUGGCAGAGUUAUAGCAGUGUUAUGGCAGCACGCAGGCCACAUGCACACUGAGACAAGGAACGGACGUGUAAUUUCGAGUUAAAUUACAGGGCUCAACUCACUACACCUGCCUUUCAAUUACUCCACAGACUCGUGGAUUUGUUCGCUGAUGCCAACACCCCCGGACUGCCUGUAUGGCCGGAUCAUGAAGUUGUUGACGUUUUUUCUUUUGCUUCCAGAGAGCCUCAAAAGGACUAGAAAAAGUGGGAAGCAGCCGGGCAAGUUGCCAGCAUGCUAUGAAAUCGUGACUUUGUCCUUGAAGAAGAAGAUGGCUGCAGAGCUGUACCCUGCCAGCAUAAACACCAACCUACCGAACAGUAACAGCACGGCGGUGACACCUGCCAACAAAAAGACUAUCGUCCAAGUGACCCAGACAGCAACCACUCCAACCGCCACCGCCGCACAGCAAAACAUCAACAAUAACAACGUCGAAACUGCCAGCUGGCAAUCCACUCAUCCCACACUUCGAGAGAGGAACGCUCUGAUGUUCAAUAACGAACUGAUGGCAGAUGUUCAUUUUAUUGUGGGUCGCCCUGGCGAGUCUCAAAAAGUUCCUGCGCACAAGUAUGUACUGGCGGUGGGGAGUUCUGUGUUUGGUGCCAUGUUUUAUGGGGAUCUUGCUGAGGGCAAAUCUGAGAUUCAUAUUCCUGAUGUGGAGCCUGCUGCUUUUUUAAUCCUGUUGAAAUACCUGUAUAGCGAUGAAAUUGAACUGGAGGCAGACACAGUGCUGGCCACUCUGUAUGCUGCCAAGAAGUAUAUUGUGCCUGCCUUGGCCAAGGCCUGCGUCAACUUUUUGGAGACCAGCCUGGAGGCCAAGAAUGCCUGCGUACUGCUGUCUCAGAGCCGGCUUUUCGAGGAGCCUGAGCUCACACAGCGCUGCUGGGAAGUCAUUGAUGCCCAGGCUGAGCUGGCUCUCCGCUCAGAAGGCUUCUGUGAAAUUGACUUGCAGACGUUGGAAAUCAUCCUGAAGCGGGAGACACUCAACACCAGGGAGGCUGUGGUCUUCCAGGCUGUCCUGGAAUGGGCCGUGGCCGAAUGCAAACGACAAGGACUUGGGCCAACAGCUCGCAACAAGAGGGCAGUGCUGGGCAAGGUCCUGUACUUGGUGCGCAUCCCCACCAUGACCCUGCAGGAGUUUGCAGAUGGAGCGGCGCAGUCGGACGUGCUGACUCUGGAAGAGACUCAUGACAUUUUCCUGUGGUACACGGCGGCCAAUAAGCCCAAGUUGGACUUCCCGUUGACGCAGAGGAAAGGACUGACACCGCAGCGCUGCCACCGCUUCCAGUCCUCGGCUUACCGCAGCAACCAGUGGCGCUACCGUGGACGCUGUGACAGCAUCCAGUUUGCCGUGGACAAGCGAAUCUUCAUUGCUGGGCUUGGCCUGUAUGGCUCCAGUGGCGGAAAAGCUGAGUACAGUGUUAAGAUUGAACUGAAGCGCCAAGGAGUCAUCUUGGCCCAGAAUCUGACUAAGUUUGUUUCAGAUGGUUCCAGCAGCACCUUCUCAGUGUGGUUUGAGCAUCCAGUUCAGGUGGAGCAAGAUGCUUUCUACACAGUCAGUGCUGUGCUGGAUGGGAAUGAGCUCAGCUACUUUGGGCAAGAGGGAAUGACAGAAGUGCAGUGUGGGAAAGUGACCUUUCAGUUUCAGUGCUCUUCGGACAGUACGAAUGGCACUGGUGUGCAGGGGGGUCAGAUCCCAGAGCUGGUCUUCUACGCAUGAAAGGUGUGACGACGGCGAUACUGAAGUGCAUUCCACCCACUGUAUUAGAUGCAAUGAACACAUGGGGGAGUACAGGGUCCCAAGACACUUUUGCCUUCUUAUAAGUGUAGCAGUGGAGGACAGUUGAAUGACAGCCUGUUUAUAAAACAGACUCUUCUCUGACAAAGCUUGAGUGAAAGAAUGCUCCUCUGCUUUAUUUAUUGAGAAAAGUAUAUUUGAAUUAAUUAUUGAUGCUGCAGCAUGCAGACCUAUAAAUAAAUAAAUAUAUAAAUAAAUAAAUCUAUAUAUAUAUAUAUAUAUAUA
Molecule: messenger RNA, 3193 nt
Organism: Pangasianodon hypophthalmus (striped catfish)
Lineage: Eukaryota; Metazoa; Chordata; Actinopteri; Siluriformes; Pangasiidae
Gene: btbd6b
Product: BTB (POZ) domain containing 6b
Exons: 4
Coding region: 1283-2890 (535 amino acids)
Biological process (GO): neurogenesis
Cellular component (GO): cytosol
Molecular function (GO): protein binding
Source: RefSeq, a predicted model, not a curated record